Stegastes partitus (bicolor damselfish) is the source of this 903-nucleotide messenger RNA. It is a transcript of the gene dynlt5, whose product is annotated as dynein light chain Tctex-type family member 5. Gene Ontology annotation, biological process: microtubule-based movement. Gene Ontology annotation, cellular component: cytoplasmic dynein complex; cytoplasm. The transcript has 4 exons. The record is from RefSeq and is a predicted model, not a curated record. Gene Ontology annotation, molecular function: dynein intermediate chain binding. Bases 275 to 805 code for a protein of 176 amino acids. Lineage: Eukaryota; Metazoa; Chordata; Actinopteri; Pomacentridae.
AGCUAACGCGACUGUAGCUUAGCUAACAGGCUUGAAAAGUUUGUUUAGUUUUAACUUUAGCUAGUUUUGGUGAAACCUCCAGUACUGUGAAACGGUUUUAGGGUUAUAUUUUUUUGCACACUGCACUUUGUAUGAUCUUUAACGAUUCAUAAAGACUAUCAAUUCAUUAUUUUUUCGUCAGUACCUAAAACGUCUGAAUUACUCCAGUAAGCCACUGGAGUAAAUAUCCAUAUAUUUAGGUUUUUUAAGCAAGGUACAGGCAGGAGAAGCUGUCAUGUCUGAUCUGCGCAAAGAGAAAUUGCAAAAAAAAGACAAGAGGAUAGUAAAGCUGGCCGUAGAGGGGAGCCAUGGAGCCAGAGGCAAAGACACAACUUUCAGGACUAAAGACUCUAUAAGCACAGUGUCGUGCAUAGAUGAGCUGCACCACGAUGACAACGCCCGCAUAGGUGUAGCAAUAGAGAAUACGUACCAGAUGGGACCUGAUAAACGCUUCUCUGUCGCUGCGCUCACAGACAUACUACAGGAUGUACUCACCAGUUACCUCCAAGAGGAGAGAUAUGAAGUGGAGUGGUCUCAGAAAAUGACAAAAACAAUAUGUGAGGUGAUAAGAGCCCGUGUGAAGGACUUAUUGAUCCCCAGAUAUAAAAUUAUCAUCUUGGUCCACAUCGGCCAGCUCAACGGGCAGAGCAUGCAGAUGGACAGCCGCUGUCUGUGGGACACGUCUAACGACACCUCAGUCUCGUACUCCUUCAAGAACAGAUAUCUGUACGGUGUGGCAACUGUCUAUGCUAUUUACGUUGAGUGAAUCAUGGGCAUACUUUGAUCUAAAUCUCAUGGUACAUUUCUGCUGUUAAAUGUUUAUAUGUUUUGACAUGUUUAAAGUGAUCAAACAAGAAUUUUAAA